This is a messenger RNA of Siniperca chuatsi (mandarin fish), 1387 nucleotides long. RefSeq names its product keratin, type I cytoskeletal 13-like. The transcript is spliced from 7 exons. NCBI's taxonomy places the organism in Eukaryota, Metazoa, Chordata, Actinopteri, Centrarchiformes, Sinipercidae. The record is from RefSeq and is a predicted model, not a curated record. Gene Ontology annotation, molecular function: structural molecule activity. Bases 56 to 1249 code for a protein of 397 amino acids.
GUCCCAGCAGCUCUUCACUCUCUGCUCAGAGCCGACGACCAGCCGACCCUCAGCCAUGACCUCCUUCUCCAGCCACAGCAGCUAUGUGUCCUCCCCCAUGAGGAGCUCCAUCAUGACGGCCCCCUCCGUGACCUCCUCCUCCCGCCUGGGGAGCAUGAGGGCCGGCAGCAUGUACGGAGGAGCCGGAGGAUCUGGAGUCCGUGUCUCCCAGUCCUCCUCCUCCUUCUCUGCCGGUGGUGCCUCCAACCUGGGCGAUGCCAUUGACGUCUCUGUCAGCGAGAAAGCCACCAUGCAGAACCUCAACGACCGCCUGGCCACCUACCUGGAGAAGGUGCGCAAGCUGGAGAAGGCCAACGGCGAGCUGGAGCUGAAGAUCAGGCAGUUCAUGGAGAGCAGAGCCGCACCGGAGGCUCACAACUUCAGCGGCUUCAACGUCCGCAUCAAAGACCUGCAGGACCAGAUCAAAUUAGCUGCUCACGGAAACGCCGCCCUCGUCCUCGCCAUCGACAACGCCAAGCUGGCCACCGAUGACUUCAAAGUCAAGUACGAUAACGAGCUGGCCAUGCGUCAGUCGGUGGAGGCCGACAUCGCCGGGCUGAAGAGGGUCCUGGACGAGCUGGCUUUGAGCCGGGUCGACCUGCAGAUGCAGAUCGACUCGCUGGGGGAGGAACUCAUCCAGCUCAAGAAGAACCACGAGGAGGACCUGCUGGCUCUGCGGUCUCAGAUGGGAGGUCAGGUGAACGUGGAGGUGGACGCCGCUCCUCAGCAGGACCUGUCCGCCGUCAUGGCCGGAAUCAGAGAACACUACGAGACCAUCACCACCAAGAACCGCAGAGAACUGGAGUCCUGGUUCCAGUCCAAGACGGCCGAGCUGACCCAAGAGGUGGCUGUGAGCACUGAGACCCUGCAGACGUCCAAGUCUGAGAUCGGAGAGAUCAGACAAACGCUUCAGACUCUGGAGAUCAAACUGCAGGCUCAGAAAAGCAAGAAAGGAGCUCUGGAGGCGACUCUGGCUGAGACCAGGAGCCGCUACGCCAACAUGCUGGCAGGUUUCCAGAGGCAGGUGGGGGCUCUGGAGGACCAGCUGGACCAGCUGAGGACCGACCUGGAGAACCAGAGGGUCCUGUACGUGGACCUGCUGGACAUCAAGACCAGGCUGGAGCUGGAGAUCGGCGAGUACAGGAGGCUGCUGGACGGAGAGACUGAGAGCACCACCUCCACACCACCACCACCACCACCAAGGUGGUGACCAUCGUGCAGGAAGUGGACUCCUCUGGAAACGUGGUGACCAGCAGCAAAUAAAACAGGAAACACCUCCGACCAAUCAGAUGCUGUAAACUGUGAACUGAGUCUGUCUGAGGUUCUUGAAUAAAAGUCUGACAUCGUU